CGUCUUGACACUCUUUACUCUCUCUUACGAUCAACCACAUUCGCAAGCGUCAACAGCAAAGGACGACAUGCGUAUCGCAUUCCCCGGCGGCCGUCUGGCACGAACGGCGCUACGGACAGCAAUAGCAACUCGAUCGCCGUUUUCGAGACCAUCGCCGCUCGUCUGCACUGAGGCUGCAAAGUUAAUUUCCCCCUUCCGCACCCACUCAACAUCCUCAACAUCACCGUCGUCCGCAACAUCUUCGUCAGUCGACGACUCCGAAAUCGCCAAAUUCAACCGCGCCGCCUCCGAAUGGUGGAACCCGCGCGGCGAAUAUGAGCUCCUCCACCGCAUGAACCCUGUUCGCGUGCGGUAUGUCCGGGAUGAAGUGUUCAGAUCCAACCUUCUCAAAUCACAUUCCCCAAAUGCACCCUUCACCGGACUCCGUAUCCUCGACAUUGGCUGUGGCGGCGGGCUCCUCUCCGAAGCCCUAGCACGCUUGGGUGCAACUGUAAUCGGGGCCGACGCGGGGUUCGAGAAUAUUGCGAUUGCGAAACUGCAUGCUCAACAGGACCCCAUGUUGCGAGAUAACCCCACCUAUCUGCACACGACGGCUGAGCAACUAGUUGCUGAUAACGAGAUCUUCGAUAUAGUCUGCGCUCUUGAGAUCAUCGAACACGUCACCAACCCACGCCAGUUCACCCACCUGUGCAGCUCGCUCACCAAACCGGGCGGUUUAGUCUUCUUCUCCACCAUCAACCGCACUGCCCUAUCUUACUUCUUCACAAUUCUUCUCGCGGAGAAUGUUUUGGGGUGGGUGCCACGAGGGACGCACGAACAUGACAAAUAUAUCACGCCGGGGGAGCUGGAGGGUUGGAUGGCGGAGAGUGGGUGUGAGAGUACGGGGAGAGCGAGAGGAUUGGGGUAUGAUGUGGUAGGGAAGAGGUGGAGGAUAUUGGAUGGGGGAGGUUUCGGGGAUCUGGAGAUGAAUUAUAUCGUAGCAGGGAGGAAGACGGUCGAGGAAGAGGCAAGUGGGGAUGUGGAGGCUGACUUCAAAAGAUCACACGAACCCGCCGGACCGGUGCCACAACAACGCACUAUCUAAGAGCUCUGAGGGAGCACCAUGUCUAUGCAGGCAAGCCAUAUUACUCGGACGGCCAACCGAGAGCCUUUCAUCAAUGAAACAUCCUUCGGUUUCCCUGUUUCCCUUAUCCAUAGUGGAUGUAAAUAGUUCGUGCACAUUAGCUCCCAAUGCACAUAAGAAAGUAGCCUAUUUAGACUGAGUAGCGGCAAAGAGAUAAUAACUUACUAUACAUAUGUAUAUCACAUCGGUACGUCCCUGCUGUUGCAAGCGCAACGGAGAAUAGGACGCGUCUGCUAA
Molecule: messenger RNA, 1360 nt
Organism: Fimicolochytrium jonesii
Lineage: Eukaryota; Fungi; Chytridiomycota; Chytridiomycetes; Spizellomycetales; Powellomycetaceae
Product: S-adenosyl-L-methionine-dependent methyltransferase
Exons: 1
Coding region: 68-1084 (338 amino acids)
Biological process (GO): ubiquinone biosynthetic process
Molecular function (GO): 2-methoxy-6-polyprenyl-1,4-benzoquinol methyltransferase activity
Source: RefSeq, a predicted model, not a curated record